Molecule: messenger RNA, 9722 nt
Organism: Osmia lignaria (orchard mason bee)
Lineage: Eukaryota; Metazoa; Arthropoda; Insecta; Hymenoptera; Megachilidae
Gene: Wdr62
Product: WD repeat domain 62
Biological process (GO): centriole replication
Cellular component (GO): mitotic spindle
Molecular function (GO): protein binding
Source: RefSeq, a predicted model, not a curated record
UAGCAACGUAGCCGAGGUGCCCGGCCAGCGAGCCUCAGUCUGUUUUGUGACUUGUGCGUGUGUUGUAUUCGUUCUCGUCGUGUUCAGUUUAUUCGGUUGUCCGUUUUUUCUUUCGCGGUGAGUUUAGUUGCAUUACCGGAGGGAAGUGUGUAGCAGGGACGAGUGCAAGGACGCGAACAUUCAUCGAAUGGUUGCGCAGGACGCGAUAUUCGACCGGAAAGCCUGCGAAUAUGGAGUGAGAGAAUCGUGUCUCCUUCAGGAAUGAAAUCCUGACGAGAGAUAGAAGCGAUACCAUCAUGAUGGAACCACCAGUUACGAGCAAGGUACUGCGGGCUCCUAGCCUGAAAAGGGGUCAGGAGAACGUCAGGAUUCAGGACAGGAUCAAGCUGGAACGUGUGCUCGGCGUAACCGUGUCGAGCAAUGCAGCCCUGGACUGCGAUGCAACUAGCGAGCUGGUCGCCUAUCCUGCUGGAUGCACGGUGGUGUUGUUCAACCCCCGGAAGAACACCCAGGCCCACGUGUUGAACGCCUGUCGCAAAACGGUCACAUCCUUAGCGCUCGCUGGCGAUGGCAGGUUUUUGGCGACCGGUGAAUGCGGCCACAUGCCGAACGUUCGUGUCUGGGAUAUCUCCGAUCCGUACAAUGCAGUGCAGAUCGCCGAGUUUUCCGGCCACAAAUACGGCAUCAACUGUGUGGCAUUUUCACCGAGCAACAAGUACGUGGUGUCUGUCGGCUCGCAGCACGAUAUGAUCGUAAACGUGUGGGACUGGAGGAACAACGUUAAGGUGGCGUCGAACAAAGUGUCGAGUAAAGUGAAGGCCGUCUGCUUCGCGGAAAACGGCAAUUACUUUGUCACCGUCGGCAACAGACACGUGAAGUUUUGGUAUCUCGAGUAUUCCCGCAGUGCCAAGUACAAGGAACCUGUGCCUUUGAUGGGUCGUUCCGCCAUAUUAGGAGAGCAGAGAAACAACGAUUUCGUGGACGUAGCCUGCGGCCGUGGGGAAAUGGCAGAUUCCACGUACGCGAUCACCAAAACGGGCCUUCUAUGCGAAUUUAAUAACAGGAGGUUGCUGGAUAAAUGGGUGGAGCUUCGGACAACCAGUGCCAAUUGCAUGGCCGUCGGGGACAAGUACAUCUUCAUCGGCUGCGCGGAGGGUAUCGUCAGGUGCUUUAGUCCCAGCACGCUUCAGUUCAUCACCACCUUACCGAGAACGCAUUACCUAGGCGUGGAUGUUGCUCAGGGAUUGUCCAUUAGUCACAUGUCUCAGCAUCCAGCGAACGCGAGGUAUCCGGACGCGAUAGCCCUGGCGUUCGACGAGCAGAACAACAAGCUCACCUGCGUCUACAACGAUCACAGUAUCUACGUGUGGGACGUUCGAGAUAUCAGACGGGUGGGCAAGUCGCAUUCGUUCCUUUACCAUUCGGCUUGCAUCUGGGGCGUCGAGAUGUACCCAACUGGAUCCGAGUCCGUCAGCGCGAUGCCAUCCGGAAGCUUCAUCACAUGCUCCAGCGACGACACCAUCCGCGUUUGGAACUUGGAGAAGGACAUGCCUUCGAACGACACGCUUUACAAGCGGAACAUCUACAGCAACGAACUGUUGAAAGUGUUGUACAUAGAUCAGGAGUUGACUUACCUGAAAGACCUAGACCUGGCCGCGGCUGGCUCGACGGAGAAGAGCGACGCCUCGUACGACGGUCGUAACGGUGUCAGGUCGAUCAGAGUCAGCCCCGAUGGCAAACAUCUAGCUUCCGGGGAUCGAUCGGGGAACAUACGGAUUCACGAUCUCUCCUCCCUGGAAGAAUUGUGCCUGAUCGAGGCGCACGACGCGGAGGUACUCUGUUUAGAGUACUCAAAGUUCUCGAAAUUUUCGGCCGAGGCUCCUAGGUUGCUCGCCAGCGCCUCGAGGGAUCGACUGAUCCACGUGUUCAGCGUCGAUCAGGGGUACAACUUCUUGCAGACCCUCGACGACCAUAGUUCUUCAAUUACUGCCGUCAGAUUCUUCAAUCAGAGCAAUCAGGGUAAUCAGAUUCAAAUGGUGUCCUGCGGUGCCGACAAGAGUAUUAUUUUUAGGCAACUGCAAUCGACUCCAGGAGGAAUGCCUCAAUUCGCUAGGGGUCACAAUGCUCAGGGAAAGACCACCUUGUACGACAUGGAGGUCGAUUCCGGGCAAAAGCACGUUCUAACUGCCUGCCAAGAUAGAAAUAUAAGAGUUUACAACGUGGCCACAGGCAAGCAUAGCAAAACGUUUAAAGGAUCCGUCGGUGAGGAUGGGUCUCUUAUUAAAGUUGUUUUAGACGCGUCAGGAAUCUACGUAGCUACCUCGUGUACAGAUAAAACGCUGUGCGUGUACGAUUAUUAUAGCGGUGAAUGUAUGGCCACCAUGCUCGGUCAUUCGGAAUUGGUUACAGGCCUGCGUUUUAGUCCCGACUGUCGCAACCUCGUAUCCGCCAGCGGAGAUGGUUGUAUAUUCGUCUGGCGUGUUCCACGCGACAUGGUUGUAACUAUGCAGGCGCGUCUUGCUCAGCAAGCGAUGCGAGCUGGAAAAAGGCCUCCUCAAGUGAACGGCACAGGAAUCGAGAUACAAUUGGACAACGAAACCUUUGGAUCGCCGCCGCCAGAGUUCCUGGAUCCAAACGCGAACCCAACGUCGCAGAGCGUAGGCGUGGAUUACAGGUUUAGCGUGGGCCAGUUACCGCUUUGGGCGAAGAAGCAGAUAAACACGAACGCGGACGAGAGCGGCCCUCUUGGCUCGAACGUUAGACCCUUAGGCGUUGACCUACCGAAGGGACGAUGGGCGCAAAGGGUUCAACAGGGAGACGGUAUAACCGUCAAGUCCGUUUACGACAGCGACGAAGUUAUACCCUUUCCUCCUCCGCGCGGUGCGAUCGAUUCGGAUGGUGGCGGCGGAGGUGGCGGUUCGAAAGACAGCUCCAUCGACAGCGGUACCGAAACCAAGUGUAGCAGCGAUUAUCGCAGGGAAACGAUAAUUAUCAAAAGGGAAGAGGAUGAGACUGUAUUUCAACCUUGUCCAGAUAGUUACAGAGAACUAGCAGAUGACACAAAACAGGUAAUCGGUGGUAACGUGACCGUAACUAGAGGUAGCAAUAUCACGGAAUUGACGCGUCAGUCAAGGAGUCGUCAUCAUACCGACGAUAGCAGUCUCGGCAGCUUUAAAUUUGAGGAUCAUGAGAGCACGGAACACGAUGGGGACGUGGAAGAUUACUCGGAAGGAGAGAAUGGAACCACUGGUUCUGAAAAAUCCCAUCAUAGACUGAUGUAUUAUCCUGCGCCGGAGGACACGGUAUCGAAUCAAUUCACUGUAAAUGCUAUGGACGUAGAAGAGCUUCGAAGAUCUCAGAGGCGACAGAAGAAACCCAGGAAUGGAGAAAGUGGUCGAACGAGCGAACUGACCGCUUCUGGUAGCCAGGAGGAUUCUGAUUCCGAAGGUGGAGCAUCGACUCCAAGCGCGGAACGAAAUCCUCUGUCCAUGCUGUCGGAAGCUAGUUCGGAAGGGUUCGAUCAGCUGGCUAAACAGAGCCAUCGCGAGAAGUAUCUCAAGAAUGCUUUCGAAUCUCUCAGCGGGGCCGAGGAACCAACGAAUAGGAUCGCGAAAACGACUAGUAUUAGUUCCCAAUUUCAUGGAAGGCUUAGCGGCGGUGGUGACAAUGCAACUAAUAAUAAGGUUCGCAACGCGGCUGUGGUAAACGCGACGAAACAAGCGAGAGGCGACGCAGACGUCGUGAAAAAGCGCGAAGAGUUGCAAAGGAGAAUAGAAGAAACUAGGAGAAAAUUGCAAAGCGUUGGCUAUAAGUCUUCGUUAAAAUCCAGCCAAAGUAUAUCGGAUUUGAGCAGCCACAUACCCGAGAAACAUCAUCGUCCGAACCGGCUGAGCACAGGUAACAAAUCCGGCCAACAAACACAAUACUCGAAACCGAUCAAUCCUUGCAAACCUAUACCGAAUCCAAAGCCUUCACUAAAACCUCAGCAACUCGUUAACAAAGUGUCGGGUGUGGGGAAUGCGCUAUCCAAGCUAGAUGUUCCAACCGAGAACUGCUUAUCCAAAAGUCCGACUACCCCGUGUAUAAGUGACAAGACAAAACCGUCUCUAAAUCGUCCGUUAACGUUGACUUUGAAAAAAACUGAAAAGUAUAAGCUGUCGCUGAACAAACCGAAUCAAUCGUUGCCCGAGUCACCCGUGUGCGAGGAGCUCAAGCUCCUGAAGGAACAGUGCAAGAAGAACGUAAGCCGAUUCGCCAGGUUCGCCCAGAAGAGGCGUUCGUGCAGCUAUUUCAUCGGCCUGGACGACAACGAGGAGGACAUGGAGAAUAUAGCCAAGUCUUUCGAAAGUUUACCAGCGAUGAACGAGCGUAACAUCGAGAAUCUGAACGACAACAUGGACGACGGUGACGAGGGGAACGGAAAUUUUAGCGACGAUUCCUUGGAAGGCGAUUUCAAGAAUCCUCCUCGAAGAUGCGUCAGCGAUUACCAGAUAAACGUGCAUAUAGACCGUCGCUCGGACAACCACAGAAACUAUUCGUCUACGUACCAAACCUUCCCAAAACGAAUAUUGACUGGCUCUCAAGAGAGCAUACUAUCCGAUGCCUCCGUGGAAUCGUUCUCAAAAGGAAGCGCUGAAAUCUUGGACUACAGUCAUUACGACAACGACAGACAUUCGAGCGCGAGUUUCUUUUUAUCCCGUCGAAAGAUGCAAGCCGGACGCAGUCAGGAGAGCAUCCUAACGGACGAGUCCGAUUACCAGAUGUUCCCCCUGCACGAGAACAUGGACCAUAGAAGCACAGAGAGCGUGUUAACCGACGACUCCGAUUCCCUGGUGAAAUCAGCGCCUCUGGAGAUGUUGUUCGAUUCUCAUUACAAAAGAAAGAGGCAAAACUCUGAAACCUACAGCGGGAAUCCAAAUAAUGCCGUGGAACCAUCGACCAAUGUACAGAAUUCUGCGAACGACUCGACUUCCUGCAGGGCGGUGUUCAGGUCGAAGUCCCUUCAGGAUACUAGAAUAAGCAAAGUGAGAAACGAGAACAGUUAUACGGAGGAUGACAACGUUCGACCAACGACCUGCAUUUACUACGAGUUCAAUUUCAACGAUGACAACGAUGGGAACGUCGAGAUGAGAAUUGGAAGCAAGUCAGACACUAUGCCGCGGAGCAAUAGUCUAAAGGUGAGCAAAGAACCGCAAUCGAUGCUGAUACUAAACGACUUCGUGGCUCAUAAACCACCGAAACCGAAGCGAAACUCUGCUCGAACGCAGAGUAUGCGUAACAGAGCUCGUCCAGCGUGGAACAAGUUCGCGGUGGACACGUCUCGCGUGAAGUCCGACUGUAACGAUUUUGCAAACAAGUCAGAGGCUCGAACACCGAGCGCGGACGUGAAAUCGGAAAGUACCGAGUCUUUUCACGGUUCAAAGAGUAUCGAGCAGCUAUUGCAGUCGUCUGGUUAUUCCUUGCAGUCCAACGAAGACAAAGAUAACACUGCAACAAAGUUCUACAGCCUGCAGAAUCGUCGUUCCUCGGAUAAAGUUGGCGUAUACGAGGCUGCUAGACCAAUGGAGAGUUUCACAUACGAUCAGAACGAUUCAUCUCGUCAGACUUGCUGUUUCGAGGCUCAAAUUCCAACGAAGGAUACCCAGGAGACCUAUGAUUCUCUGGAACCUGGUGGUACCUCCUGCGAGUUACAGAACCCAUCCUCGAAUCUGUUGUCCACGAACGAGCGAAUCGACAACCUCGAUGCUAGCGUGGAUCUCAGGAUCACUAGAGCCAUCGAGGGAACUGUUAAACUGCUGUCCAAGGAGUUUGAGAACUUGGUUAGAAGAGAACAGUACUUUAUGAAGGAAAAGUGUCUGCGUAUGACUCAAGACUCGAACGAGAAUUUUGCGAAACUCGAGGCUGAGAGGGACGGUAGAUUCUGUUCGAUGAAACGAGAUAUAAGGUUCCUUUCCGGCGGCGAAGACAGCGAUUUCGCGGACACCUCCGCGAUAGACAAGUCGAUGAUGGAAAGCGGUUCUUCGACGUCCGCUUCGAGCUGCACCAACUCGCCAAAGAGAAUGUGGCCGCCAGCCUCGCGUUGCCAAAGCCACAUGAGGUGGACUAAAACCUUGCCAACCAUUAAUCAGGCUAUACUACCAUCAAAGCAUCCUUACGCAGUUGGCAGUAGUGGGGGGCGAAUCUCGUCAAAAGUUUUUGACAGCGAAGAAGAGGGGGGUGGCAUGCGACGUGCCUGUUCGCUGAGUGAUCUUUCCAUCAGCCCGCCAAAUAGGUUACUGCAUGGUCCAAUACAAGUUUCAGGAAAAGUAGGUAAUAAGAAUGUAAACACCGCGACGAGAAGUGGGCUAGGAAACGCGAAUAGCGGGAAUCCGUCUCGACACGCUUCGACGAAGAACCAUUCUUCUCACAUGACAAGAAGCAGUAGCGUUGGAGUUUUAAAUCAAAGCGAUUCGGAAUCGGACGUUGGACCAGGAAACGGAAGGGGAUGGAACAAUCAGACAGGAAAUAACAGGAUGAGCGGGUUGAUGAGACCAACGAUUAGUUCGCAAAAUAAAAUAAAUCAUCAAAUAAAAUCGAGUUCUUCUUCCAAUAGCAAUUUGCCGUCGGUUCUCAGGAGGAGAGGCAUGCAGGGAGCAUAUUCGAGUGUAAAUCUAAGUCAAGUGGGUAACCAGGAAGACUCCAGUUCAGAGGAUACGUCCUCCAACGGAAACGGUGGAAAACCGGCGCUUCCCCCGAGACCUCGAAGCAUCAGUAUCGAUCAUUCUGCUACAAACAGCUUAAGUCUACCUGGCACGACCGUGAGGAGAUCGGGAUCAACGACAAUUAUAACAAACUGUCGAAGCGGAAAUAGCACGAUAGGACAAAAUGCGAGCAGAAUGUCAACAGCAAAUAGGAAUCAGUUAGAUCCUAGCCCCCAAGAGCUUCCGGUUAAAGAUACCGAUCGUGCCAUCGAUGUAGCAAGUGCUGAAUUAGGCACGGAUAAAACAUUAGUGUCCACGCAACUGUGCAACACAAUCGCGGACGAACUGACGCGAACGGCGGACAAUGUUGUGCAGUUGUACAAGCGUUUAACGAUAGAUAACGAAGACGAUCCGUCUAGAGGUACCAUCGACAGGGACACGAUGCUAAGAGGCCUUGAAUCGUCGGUAAACGAAACGAUGCGUACCCUGCGACUGGUUGUCUCCUCCGGUGGCGAUAAUCACAACGACGGUUCGGCCAGCGGGGACAACGUAUCGAUGAACGAAGCGACUGCCAAGUUCCAGGAACUACUCGCCGGUCAAGAUCAAGGAAAAGUUGUCAAUAUGAUGCAGCAAUACUCUGAGAUGCUUUUAAGCAUGAUGCAGCAAAUAAUGGGAGGAACGCAAUCGAGCCAUACGUAAAAAUCCGUCCACCUUACACGAGUUUUCUCCAAGGGGAGAACCAUCAGGACAUCCAGCCGCGGUGCACAGUUACUUAUCGUAUGUACCAACGUGUACAGCCUCUCGGUCUUUGUAUACCUGCCCCUGAAGAAGAAUGCAUCGAGACACGCGUGCUCCUCCGUUAUGGUCUCUCGAUGUUUCUGAAUUUGGAUACGUAACUUCACGAUUAAGCAGGAUCGAGCGUAAAGAUGUAAACAGCACGUGUUCUAACUCGAAUAUAGAUCUUUUUUCAUUUUUUUUUCUUUUUUUUUUUGUUGUUGAACGCGUAGCUGUUUGCGAGCCAAAGGAAGGAAUUGAUCCAAUUCCUUCUUCUUCUUGAUCCAAUCGUGAAGCGUUUUGAAAAAUUUCUGAAAACGUUAGAAGUCAAAGUUGUUCGAUGAAUGAUCGUGUAUCGUUACAUCGUGUACUGGACGGUGUUUGUAGCCAAAGUUAGUAGAAUAUUUACCGGCAAUUUCGUGCAAACAGGUCCACGAGAUUCGCGGAAGUUCGAACGGGCUAAUUAGAGACAGGAGCGGGUACCUUGAACCCUCCGUUUCGAAACUUUUCCUCUCCCAUUGAAGCGAAAGCAGAAAAGUAAGGGAAACGAAAGAUUGACUGCGUGAAACUCACUCGUAUCUUGAGGCCAUACGCCCUGAAAUGCCAAUUAACUAAAGACUCUUAGACUAGUUUCCAGGCAAAUAUAUAUUAUAUAUAUAUUUAUCGACUAUUUGCGGGAUAUUAUAUCAUAAUAUUAGUCUUCUUGUUGUGUAACCAAAGGUUGUCUCUGCCUACGGUCUAAAAAUGGAACCUCUCUUCCUUCCCUGACGUUUCAAAGCUUCGACGAAACAUCAUAAUUAAAACGAAAAACCGAAGUAUGCAGUAAGCGAUGUGUAAACUUGCCGGUAUGAAAAGAAAUUACCUUGCAAUUAGUUUAGUUUAAUUGAAAAAAAAAGAAGAAAAGGCGGGCUUUGUAGACCCCUUGUCCGAUUCGCGUUUGUUGAAAAAUCCGAAACGCGAUUUUCUAUUUUCAAAUGUUGAAUGAAAUAAGCGAUUGUUCAUUAUUCUCCUACCAACUUUCUCGUUCGCAGAAGACACGCGCGUUAGGAGUAGCGAAAUUAAUUUGACAUGAAAACUACUACAUUUAGCGACUGCAUAUUUUCUCAUAGAAAUUACAAAUAUUUUUACACGUGAAUACCGUCGAGCGAGGCGAAUGGCAAAAAGUUCCAAAGAGUCGCAAAGAAAACUUUCGUUGAAACGUUGCGGCUCGACUCGAAGAGCAAGAAAAAAUAAAACAGGCUUUACUUAGGUUUCAAAGGAAGGAAUUGUAUCGAGGAAUCAAAGUAUUACGAGAACACGUAUUAGUAACGAUUUUAUUACAAACACACGUGAUUUCGUUUGUCGGUUCUUUUUUUUUUUAUAUAAAUCGUAGUUACUUUCUCCAUUGUCCUUUGUUGUGUAAAGUUCUCAGAUUCUGUAUGUAAUUGUAUAAAACGUGCCAUUUAGGUUUAACCAGCAUCGUUUACGUAUACUGCUUUCCUAGGCGUACGAAUUAAUUCUUGUUGAUACACGUGUAACAUAUCUUUAGUAUCCUUUACGCGAAUCUAAACUGUCUCUUAUUGGUUAUAUAAUUUAUAAGACAACUAGGUUAAAAACAAUCUUAUGACUAACUGUAAUUCAGUAUUGCUUUACAGAAUUUCUUUCUCUUCUUCGUUUUUCUUUUUAAUUGAAAGUACGUUUGUGUUCCGUUGUUCUCCCUGAUCGUAUAUUCUUUUUUGGCGCGAGAAAUAAUUUUUUUUUUAUGGAGGUGACCUUAUUCCUGCAUGAUACGGAUCGACACCUUUGCCGCUUAUUUUUUCUUUCCGACGAUCAGGACGAUAAGUAAGAUCGAAGCAAUCUUAGUCGCAUAGAUUCGUUUACAAAAUCAAAAAGGUAUCGGUUAUCGCUUCUAGUGUUACAGAAACUAACGAUGGCUAUGCCGCUGAACCUGAUCGUUUUAGAAAAUCGAAGCCUACGCUUGGUUUCGACGGUGAAGGUGUCGAUCGCGUUUAAUAUAUCAUCAUCGUGUAUUUUAGAAAUUCGAACGUUUUGUAUUAGAUGUCAGGAUUUUUGUAAUGAUACAUCGUCGUUGUUAACCGUGAAGGCGUACGUAAAAAGGUGGAACGAAUGUCGAAUCUCAUCUCAUAUGCAUCUCCUCGUCUUUACCUAGCUUCACGUGGUAAUGAACCAUUCCAAAAUUUCACUAUCUCUUUAUCUCUCUCUCUCUCAUGUGUAAUAACCAUCAAAGACAUUGAAAUACUUUUAACUUGAUCGCAAAAAAAAAAAAAA